Molecule: messenger RNA, 1494 nt
Organism: Hydatigera taeniaeformis
Lineage: Eukaryota; Metazoa; Platyhelminthes; Cestoda; Cyclophyllidea; Taeniidae
Source: the annotation of a GenBank genome assembly
UGUCUGAUUGGAGCUCUGAUAUACUUAUGGUUGGAAUACAGAAGUUAUCCUAUGGUUACCCCUCCAAAGGGAAAUGUAAGCUUGCCUAAUUCGAUGCAUCAAUACCCACUGGACCGUACCUCAAUAAUCAACAGUCUCACAGAUGCAAUGCAACACUCAUGGAAAGCCUACGUUGAUUAUGCCUGGGGGAUGGAUGAAGUAUUAGUGUUAACAAAGGUUGGAAAGCGUUGGAUGAACGCCGGCCUUACUAUGAUAGAUUCUCUUGACACACUCUGGAUGUAUGAUAUGAAGAACGAAUUUGCUCGCGCUCGUGAUUGGAUCGAAGCUAAUAUAAAUUUUGACUAUGACAACGAUGAAACAAGUGUUUUCGAGUCUACCAUUCGAUUAUUAGGCGGGUUAUUGAGUGCCUUCCAUGUCUCAGGGGAUACUGUAUUUUUGAGAAAAGCGGUGCGAUUAUUUCUCAUUUUGGCUUUUAACUCACCGUCCGGUCUUCCGUAUACAAAUAUUAAUUUUCGAACACUUAAAGCAUCUCUUCCAGGUAACAGUAGAACGGUGUCACUUUCGGAGGUAUCAACACUCCAACUGGAGUUUAACGAACUCGCAAUGCUUUUGCGCAAUGAAAGCAUCGCGGUAAGCAUUUCUUUUAAGUUAUAUUGUGUGAAUGAGCUGUCGGGCCUUAUCUCCAUCGCUAUAAACAUGUACAAUCCUGAACAUUCACCAUUGGACAUCAUUACUUUGGGUGCACGAGGCGACAGUUACUAUGAGUACCUUCUGAAAGUUUGGGUGCAGACUGGCAAAGUGUCGCAAUGGCUUCGAGAUAAGUAUAUUACCGCCGUCGGAAGUGUAAAGCAAAAGCUGAUUCGUCAAAGCGUUCCCAACGGUCUCACUUUUGUUGGAGAAUUGCAUGGAUCGAAAUUUUCUACAAAAAUGGACCAUCUGGUCUGCUUCUUGCCUGCUACUCUGGCUUAUGGGCAUCUUCACGGAAUGCCAGAGGACCAUUUACAUUUGGCCGAGAGUCUGAUGGAGACGUGCUUUCAUUUGUACAACGACACACACACAGGUCUGAGCGCGGAACUUGUAUACUUUAACCUGGCUAAUUCUGACCGAUCUGAUUUCUAUAUAAAGCAAUCUGAUGCGUUCAACUUGCUUCGCCCUGAGACAGUUGAAUCCCUAUUCUACCUUUAUCGUAUCACCAAAAAUCCCAAGUAUCAGGAAUGGGGUCUGGUGAUAUUUCGAGCUUUUAAUGCCUCUUGUCGCAUCAAUCCGGCAGGUUUUGCGCCAAUCCAAAAUGUUCAGGCCUUCAUCCCUCAUCAUCAAGACAAGAUGGAGUCUUUUUGGAUUGCGGAGACUCUCAAAUACCUCCUCCUUCUCUUCGACGAGGAACUUGCAGCCAAAUUCGACCUAACUCAGUGGAUCUUUAACACUGAAGCGCACCCUUUCCCUCUACCCAAAGCGGAUCUUGUCAGCGUGAUUCAAAACUUGUACUCUUUUUAG